AUGGGAGACGAACUUGUUAUGAUGAAGACAAAUGUAGGAGAGCGAUCUUAUAUCAAGUGUCCGAUGUUAAACUCGACAAACUACACCGUAUGGGCCAUUAGAAUGAAGAACAUGCUUAAAGUUCAUAAGGUGUGGAGUAUUAUAGAGACGGCAACGGAAGAGGAUGACAAAAACGACAUGGCUAUUGCUCUGUUGUUUCAAGCAAUACCCGAAACCUUAGUACUACAAGUCGGAGAGUUAGAUACAGCAAAAAAGGUUUGGGAUGCUAUCAAAAAUAGACAUGUUGGUGCGGAGAGAGUAAAAGAAGCUAGACUGCGAACCUUAAUGGCAGAAUUUGAUAGAUUGAAGAUGAAGGACACCGAGAAAAUCGAUGACUUCGCCGGCAAGCUAUCUGAAAUUUCAUCAAAAUCCUUUGCCUUAGGAGAAGAGAUUAAAGAAUCAAAAAUUGUCAAAAAGUUUCUUAAGAGCCUCCCUCGCAAUAAAUAUAUACACAUUGUAGCAUCCCUUGAGCAAGUCCUUGAUCUUAAGAACACGAGUUUUGAAGAUAUUAUGGGACGUUUAAUGGCUUAUGAAGAACGGGUUCAAGAAGAAGAUAAUAAUCAAGAGGACCAAAGCAAGCUUAUGUACUCUAAUAUGGAACAGCAAUCCGCUCAUAAUUACCAUGAGGACUAUAAAGGAUAUCGAGGAAGAGGAGGACGGUACUACAGGGGCAGAGGUCGAGGUUACUAUAAUGGAGGAACAGAUACGUCGAGAGUAACGUGUUUUCGAUGCGACAAGAUGGGUCAUUACGCCUCUACCUGUCCAGACCGACUCCUCAAGCUACAAGAGACACAAGAGCAAGAUAAAGCUGACACUCAAGAAGCAGACGAGCUUAUGAUGCAUGAAGAGGUCUAUCUUAAUGAAGGAAAAGUGAUGCCAAGCAAGUACGAGUCUAAUGGAGAAGAUAAUAUGUGGUAUCUUGAUACUGGAGCCACUAAUCACAUGACUGGAAAUCGACGAUACUUUGCAAAAAUCGACGAGUCUAUUACAGGAAAAAUCAAGUUUGGUGAUGACUCGCGUAUCAACAUCAAAGGGAAAGGAUCUAUCGAGCUUAUUGACCAGAAUGGAGAGAUAAGAACUAUGGCCGAUGUCUAUUUCAUUCAGGCUUGA
This is a messenger RNA of Brassica napus (rape), 1149 nucleotides long. RefSeq lists its product as uncharacterized. The record is from RefSeq and is a predicted model, not a curated record. Lineage: Eukaryota; Viridiplantae; Streptophyta; Magnoliopsida; Brassicales; Brassicaceae. The transcript has a single exon. The coding region runs from base 1 to 1149 and encodes 382 amino acids. Gene Ontology annotation, molecular function: nucleic acid binding; zinc ion binding.